CAUGAAGCAAAAUGAAAACAAGGAGCCUCAGUCGUACCUCUUUGCGUCAGGAAGCCACUGUGUUGAUUAGGAUGCAUUGCGUCGCUCCAGAAAUGGACUCAUAUUUUCCAUGUCACUGGGAGUUCCUUUUAGCUUAAAACUCUGAAAGGAUACAAACAAGAAAAUUCCACCCACUAUCACAGUACACCGAAUGACUGAAUCUCCACACAGAAAAUAAUGCACUAUCAUAUUAUAUCGGCUGGCUCGGCCUUCCACAGCCUUGAGAGUUAAGUAAGUGUGCAUAUACGACAAGUCAGCAUCAGACACGGGGAUCAUCCAAAUCCUGUAAAAAUGACUCCUCUUUGAGCAUGACAGGCGGUAGCGGUGGUUAAUCUGAGCCCUCAAUGUCUGAUCAGAUGGCCUGGAUUCUGACGAUUCAGAACCUGAAGAUUCAUCCACAUGGCUGACUCCACGAGUCCAUGAUUGAUGUGAGAGCAUGCGUCACUGGCAAGAGGUGACCAAUUUGAUACGUUGUUGCAUCGUCAGCUCGUCAACUUUCCUUGGGAAGGUAUAGCACCAUGUGUUAUAUACACACACUAUAGUUGCCAUUGUGACCAUCAUCUGAUUGUGUCCAGCAGAUCAUGCUAUCUUGCCAGUGUCACUGUUCUCCCAGUUUGACUGACUCCAUCACCAGUACUUUUGCUACAACAGCCGAUUAGCCAUGACCUUCACGGGCAGUGGCGAUGGCCAGAGCGGCUCCAUGAGGGCGCACUUUGUGCUGGUACCGAUGUUGGCUCAGGGGCACACCAUCCCCAUGACCGACAUGGCGCGCCUGCUGGCAGAGCACGGAGCGCAUGUCAGCUUCAUCACCAUGCCAGUGAACGCCUCCAGGUUGGCAGGCUUUGCAGCCGAUGUGGAGGCGUCGGGCCUGGAAGUUCGGCUCAUGGAGCUCCAUUUCCCGAGCGCCGAGUUCGGCCUACCGGAUGGGUGCGAGAACCUAGACAUGAUCCAAUCCACGUAUCUUCUCCCCAACUUCAUGUAUGCCAUCGCUAUGCUUCAGGAGCCGCUCAAGGCAUACCUCCAUGAGCAGCAGCGCUCGCCUCCGAGCUGCAUCAUAUGUGACCUGAUUCACUGGUGGACUGGUGACAUCGCGAGGGAGCUUGGUAUCCUGAGGCUGACCUUUAGUGGCUUCUGUGGCUUCUCGUCCCUCAUCAGGUACAUCACUUUUCACAAUAAUGUAUUUGAAAAUGUCAAAGACGAAAAUGAGCUCAUCACGAUCAGGCUUUUCCCUACACCACUAGAGCUGACGAAGGCUAAAUGCCCGGGAAAUCUUUCCAUUCCUGGUAUGGAGCAAAUCCGUAAGAAGUUCCUUGAAGAGGAGCUGAGAAGUGAUGGUGAGGUCAUUAACAGCUUCCAAGAACUGGAGACAUUGUACAGUGAAUCCUUUGAGCAGACCACAAAGAAGAAGGUCUGGGCAAUUGGACCAAUGUGCCUCUUCCACCAAGACAACAACACUAUGGCCGCAAGAGGAAACAAGACGUCAAUGGGUGAGGCCCAGUACUUGCAAUGGCUUGAUACAAUGAAGCCAGGCUCAGUGGUCUUUGUGAGCUUUGGCAGCCUCGCUUGCACUACACCUCAACAGCUUGUUGAGCUGAGACUGGGACUUGAAGCCUCCAGGAAACCAUUUAUUUGGGUGAUCGAAGCAGGAGCUAAGCUUCCAGAAGUUAAGGAAUGGCUCGUAGACGAGUUCGAGGAGCGUGUCAAAAAUAGAGGCAUGGUCAUAAGGGGUUGGGCACCACAGCUCAUGAUCAUGCGGCACCAAGCCGUUGGGGGAUUUGUGACGCACUGCGGGAGGAACUCAACAAUAGAGGGCAUCUGUGCAGGUCUUCCCAUGAUCACAUGGCCACACUUUGGGGAGCAGUUUUGGAAUCAGAAGCUAGUGGUGGAUGUGCUGAAAAUCAGGGUGGAGGUUGGAGUGAAAGGAGUUACACAGUGGGGAAGUGAAAAACAGGAGGUUAUGGUUACAAUUACAAGAGAUGAGGUGGAGAAAGCUGUGAACACCCUGAUGGAUGAGGGGGGCGGCUGCAGAAGAGACGAGGUGAGAGCAAAAGACUGCGCCAUUAAGGCAAGGAAGGCUUUUGAUGAGGGAGGUCCUUCACAUGACAACAUAAGGCUAUUAAUUCAAGAAACGGGAAACAAGACAAAUGCAUGUGGUUGAUACAGAUGGUAGUAAGCUCUCUUUUUUGGUGUAAACAUAAAAUAAAAGAGCCUAUAGUACAAAUAACCUGUUGUCAUUAGAAAGAGCCUUUAUGUCAUUGGAAAUAAUUUUAUUUUAGAAAUAACCCGUUCCUUGUAUUAGGCUCACUGGCGGGGGCGCGAUUGUUUUGAGAUUAAACGAGGGUCCAAAUGACAGCAAUAUCAAUUGUCUACGCUGCUGUGCGGUUUCAUUGCUGUCAACAUAAUGAUCACACAGUCUUCUUCUCCAGAUGUUAUGCUCUCCUUUUUAUUUUGCUACCACGUGCUCAUCAGAGUUAAAUAAGGGUUCGGAAUGAGAAAAAAAUGAAAUAAACUGUAUGCACAUUAUCAAACUGAAACUAAGAGUAAGAGAUGCUUCGAGGUGAAUAAUCAACGGAAGAGAAGGAAAUGGAACUCACAUAACGCACAUAUGACAUUAGAAUCUUAUAUGUUUGACUUAGUAGUGUGGCAAACAUGAAAUUUCAAGGAUCUCCCUAAUCUUCAUACUAAAAGAGGUUAGGAUCACCUAAAACAAGGUUUUCUUGUACUGUUUAUAUGACAAGUAGCUAAAGGGUCAAGCUCAAGACCAGUGAGCAAACCUAUUGUUUUGAACGUGCUGGUUGAUACUCCUAGUUGCCAAAAUCAAUCUAAACCUGAACUUAUUAAGUCUUCUAAACGGAUAAAAUCAUGUAUUUAUCUGGCUACUGGGGGCACAAAGAGGCCUGGAUAAGUUCAAAGAAACCAUUAUGUAAUAAAAGCAUAUAAACAGAUGACUUUCAUAGGAAGUGCCAAGAUUUACUGAGCAAUUAUGAAUAGGCAUGGUAACAUAUUCUAUAUUCAAAUGGAGUACGAACUAGGCAAAGGGAAAGCUGUAGACUGGAGGA
Messenger RNA from Triticum urartu, 3098 nucleotides. Its product is annotated as UDP-glycosyltransferase 1. The record is from RefSeq and is a predicted model, not a curated record. Gene Ontology annotation, molecular function: UDP-glucosyltransferase activity. NCBI's taxonomy places the organism in Eukaryota, Viridiplantae, Streptophyta, Magnoliopsida, Poales, Poaceae.